This is a messenger RNA of Sphaeroforma arctica JP610, 2146 nucleotides long. RefSeq lists its product as hypothetical. The record is from RefSeq and is a predicted model, not a curated record. The transcript has 8 exons. Lineage: Eukaryota; Ichthyosporea; Ichthyophonida. The annotation marks the transcript as partial.
AUGAAGCAGUCGAAUACGUUUACGUAUAGAGUCCUUGCCAAGACGAUCCUCUCGUUAUUAGUCCUAAUAUGCGCAGUGCUCGGUAUAUAUGCUAUAUCUGCAACCAGUGAAGACACAUUCGACUUCUUGGACUUGCCCACUGCGUUCACAUUCCCAGGGCAUAUACAGCAUGAGAGUGCAAGACCAGAGUGGUAUCCUGCUCGUUUCUAUGGCAACCAUGGUUUAGACGAGGAGGAAGAGGAACCCCCUGCAUUUGGUAUAGGUAACGACAGCAAAGAGAAGAUAGAUUCGGUAUUUAAAGAGGAUGAUAAGCAUGCAGAUAAGUUAGAAUAUACGGCCGAAACAGGCUCUAAACAACCCGUGAACGAUGGCAAGGGCGAUAGCAAUGAGUCAAUAUCUACGUCAAAUUCACAGGCGGACAUCAAUGAGAAGAACAGUCUGAACUUGGAGAAGACAAGCAGCUUAAGUGAGAACGAACCGAUUGUCCCGGACGUCAGUGAGGAAGACCAGAGACAGGGGAGUGGUAUAGCUGCAAGUACUAUUGUUGCACCUAAAAUAGAUACCAGCAAGACUGAAAGUCGAGGCGGCUUAGCGGAUGUGGGUACUGCAGUUGACGCUGGGAGUGGUGAUGCUGAUCUUAUAAAUACCAACAACACUAAAGGUCCGGGCUUAGCGGACGAUGGUACUACUGUGGGUGUUGGUGGCAAGGUACGUUCAGGGACAGAGGCGGCUGUAGAGGUCAAGCCAGAACAGUCAACGCCUGGCGAUGUAAGGGAGAGUUUGGCUACUUUGGUGGCAGAAGGAGACCGACUGCAACACGGGGACAAAGGGGAACACAACCCGAAUGGUAUACCAUCCCGGGAUGCCGAGGGGAUGGUAGACAUUCAACCAGCCGACAUGCACUCGAAUGUAUUAGACCUAAGUGUGAGUCAGUACCAGGAUGAGAUACCAUCAAAGGGUAUAGUAGAGUUGGUAGAUACACAACCCACGGAUAAGGAUGCUGAUGUGUUAGCAGGAGACGUUCAGCAUCACGAGGAAAAGGUGCAACGGCAGCACAACGGGUUGUCAUCAAAGACUGGAGGGGCGGGGGUAGAGGAGCAAUCUUUAGAUGAAGGUGCUCAGACGCACACAGAUGCAGAAGAUGAGAACAUCGGAACGCCGAUCUCGCUCGAGCAGGCGGUGUUAAAGCAGCCCGCGCGCCAAAUAUGUACCAUCGCGACAUAUACGGAAGAAGCAGCUCAACACGGGCGAUGGCUGCCUGUGACCAGUGAGUCGGUAGGUAAGUCAAGCCACUCUCGCAGCGCAGCCGAAUGGUUUUCUCCGAAGACGAGGGAGCUUUACACUACCGCGCUGAAUAAGUGUUACGCACCGUUUGGUCUGGGCCAUGUGGACUUCUGCGCUGUGCCAAUGGACCAAACACCCGUCCACGUGUUUGUGCCCGACGCGUGCGCUCUACCGAAUCUGCAGCCCAAAACGUUUAUGGGUCGAAAGAUUCUACUAGUAGGAGACUCAGUCACAAGGGCCUUUGCCAUAGGCUUGAUCGCUUCUCUCUCGAAUGUGUGGGGCUUCCCAUACGACGUGACUGGUGCUGUGCGUCUAGAGAAGGUGCUGAGCUCAUUCUGCGUGGGAUGGCGUAAGCAGGCGGCGAUGGUGUGUUGGAUCACCCUCAAGAAAGAAUCAGCCGGUCUUCAGCUGAGCAGAGCUAUGCGUGUGGGCCAGAGAGACGAUGUUGUGGCGUUCAAUAUAGGGUUGCACUACCGUGAGAAGGAGGGAGGAUUGCGAGACUCGCUAGAAGAAGUUAAGAAUACUCUACGUGGAACAGAACCAGGGCAGCCAAAGACCUUCUCGCCGUCACAGUCUGGUACGGGCAGUUCUACGCCUCUGGUGGCGUACAUGGAGACUACACCACAGUGGUUUCAUCGAGGUUACUACACGCAGAAGCAAUGGCAGGUUAACGCAAUCGACUUCAUGACAGAUGGCGAGUAUGACCGGUGCCAUAUACUGAAUAGGACGAUUACUCCAGGGUUGCAUCCACUGGCCAAUCAGUUCAACGAUCAGACUCUUCCGGUCAUGCGGGGGCUGCACAAGCAGCAGCUUGUGGCUAUGGUUCCUCUGUGGCAUGCCUUUGCAAUGCUACCACCUGUCG